CUUGGUGUCUGCCGUCCUACCUGAACUGUUCUUCGCUACGGAGUUUGUCAAAGUUUUAGCGGCUGUUGUGCCCACCCAAUGUCGGGGCAUACGCAGCCGCGGGUGCUUGAAGCACCACCCGCGUCCGACUACGCAAAAGGUUCGUCGACUCAGUAUUUUGGUGGUCCUGUGGCCAACACGCCUCCAGGAGUGACGCCGCCGCACCCGCAGCAGUCCCGGGUGGGAGUAUUCUCGACCUUCCCAUCUCGCGACCCAUCACCCUGGGUGUCCUCCCAGCCGCGCGUACACGCCGGCCCGCCACCCGAAAGGAGCAGCCGCGCAACCCAGGCGUGUGCUCGUUGCAGAGGUCUUAAGACGAGAUGCAACGGGACGGAUCCCUGCGAAGGCUGCAGAAGCAAGAAUACCAAAUGCACAUACCCUGCCCCGAGACGCAAUCCUGGAGAUCUGGGUGAUCUGGUAAGGCUGAAGUCGACCGUGGAGCGCCUGGAAACGACCGUGGAGCGCCUGGAAAAAAAGAUGGACGACCUCGGGAGCGUGAAAAUCCAGAUCGCGAGGAUCGAAGAAAAAUGCGACAACCUCUCAAAGCUCUGUCAGGGAAUGUACGACAACCUCUCGAGGCUCAACCAGGGAAUAAGCGACAGUUUUGCCAAGCAAACGGACAUGAAGCAGCUCGCGAUGCUUGAGAAAUUAAGCACUCUGGCCGCGGGUCUCGAAGGUCUCCGGGGCGAUAUCGGUACACAGUCCCCAAUGCUCACGACGGAGUCACUGGGCACGGUGGACCCUAGGAUAGCCGCGUUCCUGCCCAUGACCGCUGCUAGAACGGCACAGUUGUGCCCGGAGAUCACGUACAUGUAUGGAGGAGGAUUCCCUAGGGUUAUAACUGGACUGAUGGAUCAACCACUGCCGCCAUGUUCCCUCCCGACACCGCCAACCGUAUCGUUCACGCUCGAGGCCAGCAGCGCACACGCAGCCAGUGGGGAAGUGCGCCUAGACUGCUCCUACGGUCUUCCGGGCCCUUCACCGCCAGGCAUAACCGGUCAUUCCGAGCCCGAUGCCUUCAACCCGUUCUCUGCCCAUGCUCCGGACGAAUAG
Molecule: messenger RNA, 1092 nt
Organism: Gaeumannomyces tritici R3-111a-1
Lineage: Eukaryota; Fungi; Ascomycota; Sordariomycetes; Magnaporthales; Magnaporthaceae
Exons: 2
Coding region: 79-1092 (337 amino acids)
Biological process (GO): regulation of DNA-templated transcription
Molecular function (GO): zinc ion binding; DNA-binding transcription factor activity, RNA polymerase II-specific
Source: RefSeq, a predicted model, not a curated record